Miniopterus natalensis is the source of this 7947-nucleotide messenger RNA. The record is from RefSeq and is a predicted model, not a curated record. NCBI's taxonomy places the organism in Eukaryota, Metazoa, Chordata, Mammalia, Chiroptera, Miniopteridae.
AUGGCAUCGGACAGAAAAAAAGAUGCCGAUUCGGGCAUUGAGGUGACCUCGAGAUCAGGCAGCAAAGGGGGCCUUCGGUUGGAUGGACGAGAGCCCAGUCUCCAGGCUGCGAUAAAAGCACUACCAGGAGCCCUGGCCGGGAAGCCCCUCAAGAAGCACGGGGUGACCACCCGGCAGCUGGUGGACAAGGUCCCCGAAGGAUGCAGCCUGCCAGACUUCGAGCAGAAGCCGGUCACCAUGGCGCUGGCGGAGGGGAGAAACGCCAUCCUCCGGGCUGUGGUCUGUGGGGAGCCCAGGCCUGAGGUGCGCUGGCAGAGCAGCAAGGGGGACCUCAGUAACUCCAGCAAGUACCAGAUCUUCUCCGCCCCUGGCAGCAAGGAGCACGCACUGCAGAUCAACAAGCUGACAGGCGAGGACACGGACCAGUACCGCUGCUGGGCAGUGAACCUGUACGGAGAGGCCGUGUGCUCGGCGAGGCUCACCGUCAUCGAAGUCGGCUUUAGGAAGAAACGGAAAAGGAACACGGAGCCCCAGGAGGACCUCAGUAAGGAGCUGAUGGACUUACGGAAGAUGCUGAAGAAGAGGGCCCCGCCCCCCAAGAAAAAGAUGGACCCGGAGCAGGUGUGGCAGCUGCUGAUGACGGCCGACCGGAAGGACUACGAGAGGCUGUGCAUGAAGUACGGCAUCGCCGACUUCCGCGGGAUGCUGCGCAAGCUGGAGAGGAUGCGGCGGGAGCGGGAGGACAGGAUGGCCCAGUACAUCCACAGCGUCUCCAACACGAAACACAUCAAGGUCACCAAGGAGGGCGUCGCAUUCUUUGAACUGGAUCUGGACCUCAAGGAUCCUGAGAGCAAUGUCUACCUGUACAAGGAUGGUGAGAUGGUCCCCUACAGCUCCGACAGCCAAGCCAAGCGCAGUGUGCGGCGGCUGGGGAAACACUAUCACUUCCAGAUCCAGGACCUGUGGCCCGAGGACGCCGGCAUCUACCAGGUCAGGGUAGAGGAAGCCGAGGUCUUCUCCACAGAGCUGGAGGCCAGCGCCAUCCCGCCCAGAGUGGUGGUGCCGCUGUGCGAGGCCCGCUGCGAAGAGCAGGCUGACGCGGCCUUCGAGUGCGUGCUCUCCAACCCCUGCCCCAACGCCACCUGGCAUUUCAAGCACCGGCCUCUCCAGCCCAGCGACAAAUACGAAGUGUCCAUGUCCCCCGAUGGGCUGACCCACCAGCUGGUGGUGAAGGGCGCCCGGCUCUCAGACAUGGGGCCCUACUCCCUGGACACCGGGCUCCACAUCUCCAGCGCCUGGCUGGUGGUGGAAACUGGGCAGGACAAAGGCCUUCUGACCACAAAUGCUGACCACCAAGUCCAGGUGCCAGGAGCCCCAACCUCAGAAGCAGAAGAGGCCAGGGGUGCCAGCAGCAAGUGGAGUCAACGCAGACAGCAGGGCCCCACAGGGGACGCCCUCGAGGGGGCCAGGCCGGCUUCUGGGCUCCAGCUCACAGCCAGCCCAGACAGAGGUGGCCUUGGUGGGCAUGGCUACUCCCUGACGGGGCACGAGGGGGCCACUGAUGCAGCCUGGGGCCCUGGGCAGGCAAGAAAGGGCUUGCUGGAAGCAGACGGAGACACAGCCACUCUGCCUGAGGACAACCAGCUCCACAGAGAGGGGGACUGGGACACGAGCCUUCCGGGGAGGCCUCAUGCACAGGGAGAGGGUGCAGGAUCAGGGCUGGGCCUCACAGAAAGUCACCAGCCCGAUGGCGGCAGGGAUAGUGAUGGGGACAGACGUGGCAGGCCAGCAGGGGCCUGGGAGGCUGGGUCCCAGCACCCCGUGGUUGGAGGAUUGGUGGGCAGUGGGGAAGGACAGGAGCACAGAGGGGACAAUGGGAGUCAGCUGGACAGGUACAGCCAGGAUCAACUCUGGGGGGCUCAGCUGGGAGAUGGGACAGGAAUGAGGGCCCUGCAGGGGUUGCAAGCUGGUCCUGCAGGGUUUGGGUCAGAAGGGGAAUCGCUGGAGAAGUCACUUCAGGGGAGCCUGGGUCAAGUGGGGCGAGGGGAUGGUCUGAGCCAGGACAGGGGGAGCGGAGCAGCAUGGGGCGCCUGGGGCAGUGGGGCUGGCCUGGGGGAGUCUGGGGACAGCAGUGUGGCAGGGGUUUCUGGUGCCCUGGAGUCUCCUGAAGGAAGGGGAUCCAGCUCCGAGGCAGGCAGGAGUCCUGAGAUCUGGGGCUCUCAGGGACGAGGCGAUGAUGACCAUGGGGACACAAGGGGCUUCAGGGGGCCAGGGCAGUCUCCAGGACAGACACCUGCAGGCAAGUCCUUCGGGGACCCUUCGAUAUCUGGUGGCCGAGAACUCCUGCUGGGGCACGGAGGUCCUGAGGGUUCAAGGCAGGAGGCAGGUGAUCGGGGCCCAGGGGAGUCUGGAGGUAAGGGAGGGAGCUACAAAACUAGCCCUGGGGGCCCAGGAGGUCCUGGGGGUUGGGGAAGAGAGGGCCAGGGGACAGUGAGGGCCUUGGGUGAGGCAGGGGAUGGCAGAAGCCUCCAGUAUUCCCAAGGGGGGACAGCAGGUCAGAGGGGAGCAGGGGAGGCUGGCAGAAUGGAGGCUGGAAGCACAGGGCCUUGGGAUGACGCAGGGUCCAGCCUCAGGCCAGCCGGGGCCCACCCUGGGCCUGGAGAGCUGGGGUUUGGAGGAGGGAGAGGGGGUGCGGGUGGUACCCAGGUGCCUGGACUGAUAGGGUCUGGUCAAGGAGGGGAUGCCAGCAGCCACAGGCUAAUUGGGGCUCCAGGCCAGGGUGCUCAGGGGCCCUGGGGGACACAGGGAGGUGUGGAUGGAGCAGGAGGCCCAGGGGCCACGGGGUCUGGGUCAGAUUUCUGGAAUGGGACAGUGAACUCCAGAGAAGGACAACCUGGAGGCGAAACAGGCCGUGAGGCUGGCUUAGUGGGAUCCAGGUACGGCGAAGGCUCAGGGUAUUUAAGGGGAAUAGGUCCUGAAAGUGGGGUUGGUUAUGGUGAUGGCUCAGGGGCGCCGGGAGACAAGGGCUCUGCUCGUAGCACUGGGGCACCUGGGGGAGCAGGGUCUGAGGAGGGGGCUGCUUACAGGGACAGCUCACGGGUGCCUGGGGCAUUAUGGUCUGAAAACCAAGAUGGUCAUGGUCCUGGAAGGAGGGGAACUGAGACACCUGCAGGUCUCAAGAGUGGCACAGGUGGCCCUGAGGGAGGGCUCGUGAAUGAGGCCGGGAUGGGCCCGGAAACCUGGGACACAUCCAGAGGCCGGGGAAAUGCCGGCCCUGGGGGAGGGCAUCUUUCCAACAGUGGCCUGGGGAGUCCAGGGACAGUGGGGUCUGGGGGUAAAGGUGGCCUUGGGCCCUCUGCAACAGUGGGGGCUGUAGGGGAGGGACAUGUGGGAGCAGAGCCAGGGGGCUCUGGGAGAAUCCAGCCUUGGGGUUCAACUGGAGAUGGUGGGGGCUUUGGAGCCCCGGGGGCAAAGGGGGCCUUUGGGGAAGGAGGCUGUGAAGAUGGCUCUGGGGGUCUGGGAGCCGCGAAGCCAGACUCUCUGAGGGCAGGGGGCAAAGCGAGUGAUCAGGAUGGGACCAGGGGCCCUGGUGCUGGGGCCCCCAGAGCUGGGUGGGAGGAGUCGAGGAGCCCCAAGGCACAGGCUCCUGAUGCUGGGGCCGGUUCCAAUAGCCAGCGGUCUUGUGGGUCUGGCAGUGAGCUGGGUUUGGGGGAUGGAGCUGGAAUCCCAGGGUCUCAGCUAAUUGGAGGUAAAACAGCUUCUGGAGGAGUGUCAAGGGGUCUCGGGCCUGGGGGGAUGGGGCCCGAGGGUGAGGCGGGCCUUAGGGAUGGUUUGGGGGGCCUGGGAGGGAUGGGGUCAGGGAGUGAGGCAGGUCAUAGGAAAGAUUUGGGGGCUCCUGAGGGAAUAGGGUCAGGGGCUCAGACAGGUCACAGGGAUGCUUUGGGAGGUUCUGGGGGAAUGGGUUCAGGUCGCAGGGGAGGGUCUGGGGACAUCGGACCAGAGGGUGAGAAGGGCUAUGGAGAUGGUUCCGGGAGCUGUGGGGUAGCAGGCUCUCUGGCCUCAGUGGGACAAGAGGGUGGACCCCGAGGCCGAGAAGCCGAGGGACACGGCUCAGGGUACGGGGCAGCGUCAGAGGGGUCUUAUGGUGGCACUAGCUCCAAGAGGGGCAGGGGACCAGGGCUGGUAAACGGGGCUGGUCCUGGGGAGGGCUCUGGGAUGCCCGGAGUAGGGAGUGCUGCAGAUGGGCAGGGCUCCAGGGUAGGUCUCGGGGGCUCUGCAAACUCAGGGACCCCAGGGGCUCCUGGGGACAGAGGGGCUCCCAGUGGGGAGUGCAGGUCUGCAGACAAAGGAACGGGUGUGGGGGCUUCUGGCCGUCUUGAUGGCCGGGAGGCAGUGGAGGGGGACGCCUGGGCAGGGACAGCAGGUCUGGGAUCCAGACAUGAAGGGGACUUCGGGAAAGCAGGUGCAGGGACAGCAGGCAGGGGAGGAGCUGCUGGCCAGGGAGGACCAGGGCCUCAGGGAGCAGAGGGCUCACUGCUCGGAGGCGGGGGGGUGGCAGGAACGUCGGGGACAGGCACAGGGCAGGUUCUGGACGGAGGCCGGAUGCCUGGGCAGAGGGGCAAAUCUACGUCGGAGUCUGCAGAUGGGCCAGGGGUCCAUUGUGCUCGGGCCCCAGGCCAGAAAGACCAGGGGUCUGAACGGGGCCAUGCAGGAGCUAGGAGCCAGGCCCCCGGCUCCAGGGUGGAAGAUGCCACUUUCGAUGGGAGCCAGGAAGGGCUGGAAGGCUCCAGGGGCCGGACACGGGCUGCAGGCCAAGGAGAGGCUAGAGGGAGGCAAGGCCUGGGGUUGCUGGAGAGCAAAGGUUCAGGGCCUGGAAGGGACAGGACUGCUGGUGCAAGGGACUUGGACGGAGCCUGGAAUGGCCUGGAAGGUUCUUUUGGCAGCAAAGACUCUGGAGACAGAUCCGGGGGCAUCGGGGGCUCGGGUGGCCAGCUCAGCAGAGGGCAGAGAGGAGAAAGGGGGCCGCCAGAGGCUGAGAACAACAAGGCCCAAGGUCCAAGGGCCCUGAAGGAAGACAAGGGACAGGGAGAAGCAGAGUCUGGCAGAUCAGAUGGGAGGUCAGGUCCGUGCAGCUGCAGGCUCCAAACACGGUCGGGGGCCAAGGCCGGAGCUGCAGAGAGGCGAACGUUGGAUGAGGCCAGAGGCAGGGGACAGCGGCCCGACAGAGAGGACACAGAGCACUCUGGGGAGACUCUGCAUGAAGACGGGAGCUGGGAGCCCCCGAGUCAUCUGGGCAGCAGGAGAGGUGGCACAGGGGGCAGGUUGGAUGACGGUGGCCAAGGGAAGGAUGCCUCCCGGAGUCCCCGAUCCAGACGCAAGCCUGGCACUGGCGAUUUCUUCGAGGAAGCCCGAGGCCCCACGGGCCACUUCUCCCGAGGCCUGGCUGACACGGAAGCACAGCUGGGGGAGGCCGUCGUGCUCUCCUGUAUCCUCAGCCGGGACCUGGGACCGGGCGCCUGGUUUAAGGAUGGAGUCAAGCUCAGCACCCAGGACGGACUGGUCAUCCAGCAGGACGGCCUCAUGCACCGGCUCCUCCUCGAGCACGUGCAGGAGACCCAGGCCGGGAGGUACAGUUUCGUGGCCGGCGAGCAGGAAAGCAAAGCUACCCUGACCAUCCGAGAUCCCCCCAUCAUCGAUCCAGACGUGGCGAAGAGCCUGAAGGAGCCACUGGUGGUCAAGGCCGGGAAGCCGCUGACCGUGAAGAUCGCCUUCCAGAGCCGCCUCCCGGUCCAGGCUACCUGGACAAAGGACGGGGCCGAGGUGGAUGGUGCCAGCGGCAGAGGGGCCCAGGCGGCCCUGGGGGAUGGCUUCACCCGUCUGUGCGUCCCGAGCGCCACCAGGAAGGAUGGUGGCCUGUACAGCGUGACACUGAGGAGCAAGGGGGGCUCCGCGCAGGCUGAGGUCACCCUGCAAGUCAUAGACAAGCCUCAGCCACCGCAGGGCCCCCUGGAGGUUCAGGACUGCCGGGGGUCUGGAGUCAGCCUCAGCUGGCGGCCCCCACGGGACGAUGGGGGCCGGGCCGUGGAGCACUACAUAGUGGAGCGGCGGCAGGCGGGCCGGAGCACGUGGCUGAAGGUUGGCGAGCCCCCCGCAGGUAGCACCAGCUUCACAGAUGCCCAGGUGGAGCAGGGGAAGAAGUAUGCCUUCCGCGUGCGGGCCGUCACCUCCGAGGGGCCCGGGGAGGCCCUGGAGUCGGAGGAGGUGCUGGUAGCUCCAGAGGCGCGCCCCGGGCCCCCCUCGGCCCCGGCCAUCCAGUCGGCCUCUAGCAAGUGCAUCACCCUGACCUGGACGGCGCCUCGAGGCCCCGGGAGCGCCCACAUCCUGGGCUACCUGUUGGACAAGCGCAAGAAGGGCAGCAACACCUGGACAGCAGUGACUGAGCAGCCUGUGCUUGAGCGGAGGUGGACGGUGACCGACUUGAGGCCUGACUGCCAGUACGAAUUCCGGGUCACGGCCGUGGCUCCCUCCGGCCCCGGGCAGCCUGGGCCCCCGUCAGAUGCUGUCUUUGCUCGAGACCCCAUGAGACCCCCCGAGCCGGUGAGGGAUCUCCAGGUCACGGACACGUCGCACACCAGCAUCGCCCUGCGCUGGGCCCAGCCUGACACUCAGGACGGAGACGCGGCCCAGGGGUACGUGGUGGAGCUGCGUCCCGCGGACAGCCUCGAGUGGACCCCGUGCCACGUGGGCACCGUGCCUGGCACCACCUACACGGCCAAGGGGCUGCGGCCCAGAGAGGGCUACUUCGUGAGGGUCAUCGCCGUGAACGACGGGGGCCGCAGCCAGCCCACUGCCCUGGACGUGUUGGUACAGGCCAUGCCCACUCCCGUCUCUCCCAAGUUCCUCAUGGACUCCAGCACCAAGGACUUGCUGGUGGUCAGAGUUGGAGACACCGUCCACGUGCCUAUUCGCUUUGAGGCUGCCCCCCUGCCGGAGGCGACCUGGCUGAAGGAUGGCCUGCCUCUGUCGAAAAAAUGCGUGACCUCCACCAAGGAAGGCCUCACCCAGCUCCUGGUCCCCGUGGCCAGCCUCGCGGACAGUGGCAUCUACACCGUGGUGCUGAGAAACCUGCAGGGGCAGGAGGCCGUCUACACCUUCGUCAUCAGGGUGUCAGCCAAGCCGCAGGCGCCCGGGCCCAUCCGCCUGCAAGAGAACGUGCCAGGGACGGUGACAGCCGAGUGGGAGCCCUCUCCAGACGAGGCCCGGGGCAUCCCACUGCACUACACGGUGUUGACACGCUCCUCCGGGCACGGCCCCUGGCAGGAGGCGGCCGACCGCGUCCACACCAACCGCUUCACCCUGCUGGGCGUCGUUCCCGGCCACGAGUACCACUUCCGAGUGGUGGCCAAAAACGAGCUGGGGGCCAGCGAGCCCUCAGACACCAGCCAGCCCUGGUGCAUCCCCCGGCAGCGAGACACAGUCACGGUGAAGGCCCCCAAGUACCGGGAGCCCAACCUGAACCAGAAGCCUUGGUUCCUGGUGGGCCUGCGCUCCCACCUGCUGCCACCCGGCUGUCAGUGCUGCAUGAGCUGCGCCGUGAAGGGCUGGCCCCAGCCCCGUGUCACCUGGUUCAAGAACGGCGAGAGCCUGGAGGGCCACCCUGUCGUGUACAGCACCGACACGCUGGGCGUGUGCUCACUGGUCAUCCCCAGUGUGGCCCCCGAGGACAGCGGCCUGUACAAGGCAGUGGCUGAGAACUCGCUGGGCCAGGCUGUCAGCAUGGCCACCCUCAUAGUCACAGCUGUGAGCUCUCUGGCCCAGGCUGACCGUGACAUGGACAGCGGGGGCCAGCAGCUAGGGCUGGGGUCAGGGCCUGAGGAGCCCCCAGCAGCGGCCUCCCCCAGGGGACAGGACAACACNCGGCCUCCCCCGGGGGACAGGACAACAUAG